AAUUUUAUCAGUAAUUUUUGUACAAGGUAGGGGGGGGGGAAAUACCCCCCAAAAAUUAUCAAAUUUUUGUGGGAAGUUGUUAUACUCUGUGUGAGAAAAAAAAAAGUCGGUAAGUUUUACUGCAAUGACACUAUCUAUUAUUUUCAGAAUAAUAAUUAAAAAAAACUCCUCUCCUGGUCAAAUUUACAGUAACAUGAGGGUUAAAUUAGUACUGUUCUUUUUCUAGUUUCUAAUUUCUAGUACUGUGUGCCCAAUGAAAGCUUUGUUCCCGAAGCAAAACCAGUUGAACGCCACUGACUUAUACUAUUUAUGUGUUGUGAGGAAAACCACGUGUGACUCUUGAAGUGUGCUUCAGUGUUAACAGCUGCUGGAAGCAGCACUUUCUGUCAGGUUUUCUCACCUGUUGAGAUGGAUCGCAGACAGAAGCAGGCGGCUCUCUCUUUCCUCAACAACAUCUCUCUGGAUGGAAAAGCAGCGGAGGCGAACGGGGCUCAGAGUCGAGCUGAGGAUGGCGCCAGAUUCACGCUUUUAACAUCUGCUCCAGUCCUACGAUCACAAACAGCUUCAGGAGGACAGCAGCCUGGUGAAGAGGAGUGUGGAGGUCAGACGAGGAGCGAAGUCAAAACAUCUCUUCUGGACACCGAAUCCAAAGUGAACAUCUCUAGAGAGCUUCAGAGUAAGUCUUGCACAAGUGUCGUACCACCCAGGAGCAGCAGACGAGUUCAUUUCAUCAAAAACAUGAGACAACAUGAUACUCGCAAUGGAAGGAUAGUUUUGAUCAGUGCCAGAAGAGCUCUAUACGGGAUGUUUUCUGUCCUGCGCUAUCGAGACUUCAGCCAGAUCAACGAUCAAAGGUUAGACUGCGGCCAUCAGAAGAACUUCAGCGGAGCGACUAGAGACGCUGUGAUUGGUCUCGAUGCUGUUGAACCUGGAUCCAAGGGUAAGGCAGUGUCGUAUACAAAACUUCUGUCUCACACUAAUGCUUUGAGCGGCGGCGCUGACGUCUUCACACAGCAUUCUGGGUCACAAUGUGUUUUGAGUUCAGUGUGUGACGUCCUCGCUCAGACUGGCAUAAAGAGAGAAUUAAAAGGGAAAAACAUUGAUGAGUAUGACCCAAAUCUUCUGGAUGAUCCACAGUGGCCAUGUGGGAAACACAAACGAGUGCUUGUCUUUCCUUCUUAUAUGACAACGGUCAUUGAAUACGUGAAGCCGUCCGACCUGAAGAAAGACAUGAAUGAAACAUUCAGUGAAAAGUUUCCACAUGUUCAACUGACCCUCAGCAAAAUCAGAAGUCUGAAAAGAGAGAUCCGUAAAUUAGCCCAGGAGGAUUGUGGGUAUGAAGAACCGACGAUUGCAAUGGCUUAUGUCUAUUUUGAAAAGCUCGCCCUGCACGGUAAACUGGACAAGCAGAAUCGUAAACUUUGCGCCGGAGCUUGUAUCCUCCUCGCUGCCAAAAUAAGCAAUGACCUCAAGAGGCCAGAGGUCAAACACCUCAUAGAUAGACUGGAGGAGCGACUGCGGCUGAAUCGCAGGGAUCUUUUAUCACUGGAGUUUCCUGUGCUGGUGGCGCUCGAGUUUAAACUGCAUCUGCCACAGCGCGAGAUCUUACCGCACUACAGACGCCUCUGUCAGACCACCUGAAACCAGACCAGACCAGAUCCUCAAAACCCACAGCCGAAUUCCUGGUGUUCAGUAUUUAGAUGUUUUGUAAGCUACACACCAUGUAAAUAAAGA
Messenger RNA from Onychostoma macrolepis, 1734 nucleotides. Its product is annotated as CDK5 and ABL1 enzyme substrate 1-like. The record is from RefSeq and is a predicted model, not a curated record. Bases 409 to 1641 code for a protein of 410 amino acids. The transcript has 9 exons. Lineage: Eukaryota; Metazoa; Chordata; Actinopteri; Cypriniformes; Cyprinidae. Gene Ontology annotation, biological process: regulation of cell cycle.